Messenger RNA from Aspergillus puulaauensis, 369 nucleotides. RefSeq names its product CHY zinc finger protein. Lineage: Eukaryota; Fungi; Ascomycota; Eurotiomycetes; Eurotiales; Aspergillaceae. The transcript has 6 exons. Gene Ontology annotation, molecular function: zinc ion binding. The record is from RefSeq and is a predicted model, not a curated record. The coding region runs from base 1 to 369 and encodes 122 amino acids. Gene Ontology annotation, cellular component: mitochondrial intermembrane space. Gene Ontology annotation, biological process: protein import into mitochondrial intermembrane space.
AUGUGUAAACACAUUCUCAACGCCCAAGUGGCCAUUCGCUCCCAAUGCUGCCGCAAAUGGUUCGACUGCGCCGAAUGCCACCUUGAAUCAGAAGCUCACCCCCUCCAAAAAUCAAACGACAUGACAUUCGCCUGCAAAAAGUGCAAGAAGUGUUUCCGGAAGCACGCAGAGGAGUUCGAAGAGAGUGACGAGUACUGCCCCCAUUGCGAUAACCACUUCGUUCUCGAGGCCGUUACCCCGAAACCGACGUUACAACUGGAGGGCGAGGAUGCGCGGAAAGACGCUAGAAUGCUCAAGGACGAGCGUGUGCGCGGGGAUCAAGAACGGUCCAUUUUCACCGCUAAAGAUGCUGCGGAUCGUCUAGGAUAG